AUGAGCCGGCUGAAUUCUGUCAAGGUACCCUUCAGGAGCAACCAAGCCUGUUCAUCGCAACCAGGACGUGUCUUCUGUCUCGAGCAUCAAAAGUGGUAUGAGGCGGGUGAAAAGUUUCGACGACACGAAAAACGACACCAACGACGAUUCAAAUGCGGCGACGAAAAGUGCCCCAUGACAUUUGCAACAUCCAAGGAGCGGAACGAGCACUCUUUUCGCUAUCACAAAACGUGGUCCAAAGAGAACAACGUACCUGAUCCAAGGCGACGUUGCCAGGUAUGCCGAACAAAAUUGUCAAAGGCGUCCUUCAUCAAGAGACAUUUGAAACGAUCUCCUGGCUGCAAUGCAGUCCUCGGAGGAUUGCCCACCAAGGAUCAGACUCUCAUGCUGUCUGACUCCGAGAAGGAUUGA
Colletotrichum costaricense is the source of this 411-nucleotide messenger RNA. RefSeq lists its product as uncharacterized. The record is from RefSeq and is a predicted model, not a curated record. The transcript has 3 exons. The coding region runs from base 1 to 411 and encodes 136 amino acids. NCBI's taxonomy places the organism in Eukaryota, Fungi, Ascomycota, Sordariomycetes, Glomerellales, Glomerellaceae.